GUUCUUGCUCUGAUCUUCCUUCCCAGUCUCCAUCAUCCAGAGAUCCAUCGUUUUUUCUUCGGCUCAUCUUUGAAAUUUUAAUUUUUUUCUUCAAAGGCUAGUCCUUACUGUUUGACGCGCGAGCCGCCGAUCGACAGCUUCCUUCUACUCUAUCCUCUUUUGCAAACAACACGGUCUUUCGACGAACCAUCCACUACUUAUUAUUUUUUUUCCGAAGGUGUCAACCGAAGAAGUUCAAUUUUAAACUUCAAAAUGCAGUUCGCUACCGUCGCUCUCGCCGCCCUGGCAAUGUUUACUGGUGUCGAUGCCCAGCAAGUCCACGCUGUCCGUGUUGGCCAGAACGGCACCAUCUUCUCGCCCAACAAGAUCACCGCUCGUACUGGCGACAUGGUUCAGUUCAUGUUCAUGGGUGGCAACCACACCGUUACCCAGUCGCCCUUCGACGACCCUUGCCAGCCCAUCAGCAAGACCAUGAAGAACGUGACCGGCGUCCAUACCGGCUUCGUUCCUUUCGCGGCUAGCGCCGCCAUGGGAAAGAUCCCCGUCUACACCAUUCGUGUCAACAACACCAACCCCAUCUGGCUGUACUGCGCCACUGGCCCUCACUGCAAGAACGGCAUGGUCAUGGUCAUUAACGAGCCUACCAACCCCCAGCGUUCUCUGGCCGAGUACAAGAAGGCUGCCUCCCAGAUCACCGGUGCCGCUGGUGUUCCUGGCGGUCCUUCUGGUGGCCAGUCCGGCACCACCCCCAGCACUGGUGGAACCGGCGGUGGCAGCACGGGUGGCAAUGGUAGCACGGGUGGCACUGGCAGCGGCACUGGCACCGGUUCUGGUGGCUCUACUCCUGGUGGCUCCGCACCUGGUGCUUCUGGCAGCCCCGCUCCCGUCCCCGCUGCCGGCUCCAUGGUUGCCCCGAGCCUCGGCCUUAUUGCCCUGGCUGCCUUCUCUUACCUCUUGUAAGCAGACGGGACGCCUUUCUCGUUCUGGGGUGGUCAAUAAAAGCCGCGCCGCGGGCUCCAAGAUGAAGCGGAGCGUUUGGUGGGCCGUACUAGGCCAUAAUUCUUGGAUGGGGGCCGUCGCGAUCAGCGAGGCCGGUGGCUAUCGCUUUGGACAUGUCAAAAGAGUUCAUUGAUUCUUGUGUGUCUAUAUGCCCCGGCUAAAGGCGCUUUGUACAUUUGGGGCUUUGGCCUCCCUUUUUUUCUUGCGCGCCCAUACCCACAUAAAUCUUGCCCGCAGCGGUGUGUGCGUUUAUUACUUUUAGUGACUAGCAUUUUUCGAAGUUAACGAUGGAUUUUUGAAACUCAA
Messenger RNA from Pyricularia oryzae 70-15, 1305 nucleotides. RefSeq lists its product as uncharacterized. The record is from RefSeq and is a predicted model, not a curated record. Lineage: Eukaryota; Fungi; Ascomycota; Sordariomycetes; Magnaporthales; Pyriculariaceae. The transcript is spliced from 2 exons. The coding region runs from base 253 to 960 and encodes 235 amino acids.